Cyprinodon tularosa is the source of this 2989-nucleotide messenger RNA. RefSeq names its product PX domain containing serine/threonine kinase (gene pxk). Gene Ontology annotation, biological process: protein phosphorylation; protein targeting to lysosome; endosome to lysosome transport. The record is from RefSeq and is a predicted model, not a curated record. Gene Ontology annotation, cellular component: late endosome; early endosome; extrinsic component of endosome membrane. The coding region runs from base 131 to 1861 and encodes 576 amino acids. The transcript is spliced from 18 exons. Gene Ontology annotation, molecular function: protein kinase activity; phosphatidylinositol binding; ATP binding. Lineage: Eukaryota; Metazoa; Chordata; Actinopteri; Cyprinodontiformes; Cyprinodontidae.
UAGUGGCUAGCAGGCUAACAGGCUAGCAGGCAGCUGGCUGUCGGAGGUCCUCUGAUUCUCAGCGCAGUUCCGCCUCGGUGUCACCAGCCGACGGACGCUUCGUUUCAGACUUUCCUGUCCAUCCUCCGGGAUGUCUCUCCUGGAUAAGUCCCCAGCCCCCGGCGGGCUGCUGCUGGACGACACGCAGCCGCUGACAGCGUCGAUAGAAGCGAGCCAAACGCUCCAGUCCCACACGGAGUACAUCAUCAGGGUCCAGAGGGGUGUAUCCUCAGACAACAGCUGGCAGGUGAUUCGCCGCUACAGCGACUUUGACAUCCUGAACAGCAGCUUGAUGGUCUGUGGAAUCAGUUUGCCGCUCCCUCCGAAGAAGCUGAUCGGAAACAUGGACAGAGAGUUCAUAGCAGAGAGGCAGAGGGGACUGCAGGCCUACCUGGACUUCAUUACCCAGCAUCCCCUGAUUUCUACUUCCCUGUUUGUCAAGAAGUUCCUGGACCACAACAACUACUCUGCCAACUACACAGAAAUUGCUCUGCAGCAGGUCUCCAUGUUCUUCAGGUCGGACCCAAAGUGGGAGGUUUUGGAGCCCCUCAAAGAUAUGGGCUGGAGGAUAAGGAAGAAAUAUUUUCUCAUCAAAAACAAAGAGCAGUCCAAAGAGCGCUUUCUGUUGAGCUGGGUGGAUCUGGGUCCAGAUAAAUUCCUCUCUGAAAAAGACCUGCAGUCCACCAUGAAGCUCCUGACCAACCUAUCUACCCCGUAUCUGUGUCCGCUGGUUUUCUCGAGCACCAGCGAGUCUUCGGCUCUUCUCAUCCGACCUUUCAGUGAAAAAGGCUCUCUGAGAGACCACAUCUGCAAGGUAAAACCCAGAGAGAGUCACCUGAAGAAGUACUGCAACCCCAAGAAGAGCCAGGGCCUGGAGCUGGAGCAGAUCAAACUGUACGGCCGACAGAUCCUGGAGGGCCUGAAGCUUCUCCACGACAGCGGCCUGUUCUUCGGCCAUCUGCACGCCUCGAACGUUGUGGUUGACGAGGGAGUGUGUUGGCUAGUGGACAUAGAGAACGGCGUGCUGGGAGUUCCCUCCAUCCUCAGGCCGGCUUUCACACAGCUGAGGAAGAUCAAUACCACAGAAAGCAUCGACGUGUUCUGCUUCGGACAUUUACUGUACGAGAUGACAUACGGCCGGCCGCCGGACAGCGUCCCCGUCGAUCACUUCCCAUCAGCCCCCCACUCCUCCGUGGUGUCGGUUUUGCAGUCCAUCCUGUCCACAGAGGCCUGUAAGAGCGGGAUGCCCACAGUGCCAGCUCUCAUCCAGACUCCGCUCUUCAGUGACGUUCGGCUCAAUCACUCAGAAAAGCUACAGAUCAAGGUUCCCAGCAGGCUGAAGGAGGCACUGAAGGAGGCUAAGGGGAGUUUGGAGAAGAGGCUGCGUGAAGAGCAAAGACUGAUCCAUCAGCACCGGAGGCUGACCCGGGCUCAGUCACACUACGGCUCUGAGGAGGAGAAGAAGAGGAGGAAGAUCCUGGCGAGGAAGAAGUGCAGACAGUCGACGUACGAGAAGGAAGAGGACGUUUCAGUCAGAAACAACAACAACUCUGGUUCAGGAGCCAGUUCCCCUCCAACGUGUCCCUCCUCCCCUGCUCCCUCCUCCACCACAGGACCCCACACCACACCUCCUCCUCCGCCUCCUCCUGCUCCUCCUCCUCCUCCCGCUGUGCCCAACUCUUCCUCCAGUCCUCUACCUCCCUCCCCCUCCUCAGACGACGCCGGAGGAGGUCGGGCCGCCCUGCUCAGCUCCAUCCAGACCUUCAGCAAAGGCAAGCUGAAGAAGGCCGACACCGUGGACCGCAGCACGCCCAAGUUCUGACCCGGCGCCACGGCAACCUGCCGCCUCUGCACUGUGCUCAAUACGUCCCUGUGAAAACAAAUCACUAACAGAAAAAUCCAAGUACUUUUUAUUUCUUUCUGCUUCUUUUAACUUUUUUUUUACCUGUUGCUGUGAGAAUUGGACGGGUCAGAACCGGACUCCCAUCCAUCCGCCUACAGACGUUCUGGACAAUCCUCAGCUUCUUUUUCCCCUCCGGUGUCGGUAGGUGAGGCGUUCCCUCCAGGUGGCGGCUGGACUUUCUGGCAGGUCAAAGUUUCUGCUGCUGGGUUUAUGAUUGUACCGAGGUUGAAUUCCCUGGAUCGGAACUUUAAUGUCCUGUAGUUUUCCAUACUGUUGGGUUCUUGUUGGUGGAGCGGCUCGGAGCUGAGACUGUUUAAAAAAGAUGUUGUUUUUUCGUAUUUUCAAAGAGAAACAUAGGCCUUGAUCUGCUUCACGUUUUGAAGCUUCAGAAGGGUUUUCACUCUUUCCAGCACCGUCUGGGUAUGUUUUCUCUGUUCCUUUGGCUUUGAAAUGCAUGAAGAAAGGAAGUGAGAGAAAGGAAGGAGAUGUUACUCCCUGUCUGUUUUGAAGGCUUUGCAUUUGAUGCCCACCAGGUGCAGAAAUAUCCUCCAGAAAUUCACAGAAAACUUCUUUUUAAUCUUUGAAAAUUUAUAUUUUUCCAGUUUGGGAUUAUGAAACUGUCACAAUCAGAUUAGAACCAUUUAUUUUUACAUUCAGUUUCAAAUCUACUUGAUAAUUUUGCACCUUAAAGAAAAAUGAAAUUUUUUUCCCCCCACAUAAUAUCCCAAAAAGGUGAGCAGGUACAAUCUAAAGGUAUUUAAUUAAAAUUAUAUGACUUGAGCAAUCAGAGCCGCUUUAUUUAGACGUCAUUUGAUUAACAUUUCUUAAUCAAAUUUGUGUUGGGACAUUUCCAAACCUUUUCCAGCUAAAGCUGGAUUAAAAUGAUGGAGACGGUCAUUUAAGAAAGGAGAUAUUUAAACUACAGGCAGCUGAUUUCCUCUGAACGGACUGAGAGCAAAAUCAACGGUCCAGUUCUGAAGCCUCCCCACAUCUGGACCAAACACAGCAGGGAUUGUCUAAACCCUCAGCUGUGUCUGUCAGGCACCA